Molecule: messenger RNA, 4730 nt
Organism: Vitrella brassicaformis
Lineage: Eukaryota; Vitrellaceae
Source: the annotation of a GenBank genome assembly
CGAAAAACUUGCGAUUUGUGCGUCCAUCCAUCCAUCGGUCGAUCCAUCAGUGGCGGACACACCACACCACACAUAGCCGGCCGGCCAGACGGCCGUCGUUCUGCCUGCCGGCGACAUCAGCUACACCUACACACACCGGGACCGGCCUCUACGGGAGUGCGUCGAUCCAUUCGUCAAUCUGGAGGGAUGGAUGGAUGGAUGCCAUCGAUCGACCUAUCUAUCUAUCCACACGCGAUAUCUAAAGAAAAGGACGAUGGUCAUCCCUUCUGCUGCCCCUCUCCCUCUCCCUGGCCCUGGCCCUGUUGCUGCUGCUGGUCCUGGUCCUGCUGUUCCUUGUCGUGCCUCUCCUUGAUGUGUCGCUCCUUGUCUUCGUCUGACGGCUGGGGCGCCAGCAGCACCAAACAGCUGUAUGCCGGGAUGUCGAGGGCUAUGGAGGCGUGCCAACCCCACACGCCACCCACGUCGGCGUGCACCUUGGCCUGGUUGCCUGAUUGACCGACCGAGAUGGAUGGAUGGAUUGAUGGAUGGGUGGGUGUACGUAGCGCUUUGCGUACCGGGCCCCUUCAUGGUGCCGCCGUACUUCCAGUCGUCCGAGUUGAGAAGCACCUCCCACUCGCCGCCAUGUGGGACACCCAGCCGGUAGCCGCCGUGCGUCCACCCUGCACAAAGACACACACGUGCAUUGGAUGGGGGGGUGGGUGUGCGGCAGUGAGGUGGGAAGGGUACCCACCAGAGAAAUUGCAGAUGACGAGGACGUCGUUCCACCAGUACUGCCACUUGCGCAGGAAUGCCACCGUCAUCGCUGAGGCGUUGUCGCAGUCAACCCACUGACACACACAAACAUAGACGCCAGAGAGAGAGAGAAAGAGAGAGAGAGCGCCAGCAUGACACACACCUACAUGUGCUCCUCCCUCCCUCCCUCCCUCGCUCGCUGACCUGGAAGCACUCCCCGUCGUCGUCUCCGGCGUGUAGGGCGGGUUGGGUUCUGUAGGUGCCCAUGAGGUCGCUGACCCAGAUGCAGCACUUGCUCCGGAGGUCCUCCUCGCCCUCGUGCCAGUCCACGCUCUUGCUCUCCCUCCACUCACGGCCCAUCGCUAUCUCGCCGCCCAUGAACAGCAGCGGCCGGCCCGGCUGGCCCACCUGAUACCCGUACAAAGCCCUGCAACCAUCCAUCCAUCCAUACUUGACACACACAGGGCAGGGGGCGGGGCGGGGCGGGGAGGGGGCGAGAUGAGGGGGGAAAGGUGUGUGUGUGGGUGACCUUAGGGUUUUGAUGCGGUCUUCGUAGGGUGCGGUGCCGAAGCAGGCGCACUUGUCUAGGAGGGAGCCUUUGCCGCUGACCACCUCGUCGUGGCUGCAAGGACGGACGGAUGGAUGGACGGAUGGAUGGAUGGAUGUGUGUGUCUGUGUGUGUGUGUGUUGAUGGCCCACCUGAGUGGGAGUAUCCACUUCUCAUGACGGUAGUACAGACCCCUGCACACACACACACGGAUGGACACACAUGCCUGGAUGGAUGGAUGGAUGGUCCGUCCGUCUCUCCCUCUCCCUCCCUCUCUCUCUCCCUCUCUCUCUCUCUCUGUGUGUGUGUGUGUGUGUGUGCGUACCUGAAUGUGAGUUUGUUGUGCUGCCCCGGGCGCUCGUUGUAUGGCGUGGUGAGGUACUUGAGUGUGUCGUUCAUCCAGCCCAGGUCCCACUUGUAGUCGAACCCCAGCCCCGGGUUGCCCUCCUUGCGCGUCACGUUCUCCCACGCCGUCGACUCCUCGGCCAUCAUCACCACACCCGGCCACUCCUCAUGCACCACCCAGUUCAUCUCCUAGUAAAAUAAAAAAGAAAAAAAAAGAGAGACAGACAGACAGACCACACACACAUCGAGAAACACACACACCUUUUGUGUGGGUGGCUUGGGGUGGGUUGGGGGGCUGACCUGGAGGAGAGAGAUUGCCUGGAGGUUGGAGUCUCCGCCGUACUCGUUGGGCAGCCACUGGCCGGCGGGGCGCAUGUGGUUCUUGUAGAUCAUGCUAGUCACGGCGUCGAUCCGCAGCCCGUCGACGUGGUACCGACGCAGCCAGUGGUACGCCGCCCCAAGCAGAAAGGAGCGCACCUGACGCAACCACCCACACACACAUGCUUCAUGGUGCUGAUAUAUGGCAUCCCACACCCAGCCCCACCGAGUCAGCCCACCUCAUGUCGGCCAAAGUUGAAGACCCCAGUGCCCCAUUCCUUGUGCUCGCCCUCUCGGGGGUCGCUGUACUCGUAGGCCGCCGACCCGUCGUACCAGGUCACGGCCCAGGCGUCUUUGCAGAAGUGAGCGGGGACCAGGUCGAGGAACACGCCGAUGCCCGCCUCGUGGAGGGCGUUGAUGAGGUGCUUGAGGUCGUCGGCGGAGCCCAGACGGCUGUAGGGGGCGUACUGACCCGUCACCUGCAGGGAAAAGGGAUACGGACGGACAAGUGCGCGCGUGUGUGUGUGUGUGUGUGUUGCCAGACGGACGCGCGAACGCACCUACCUGGUAGCCCCAGGACCCUGCACACACACACACACACACACAUGCAUCCCACAAGCGCUUCAUGCUUGGAUGGAUAGAUGGAUGGCUGGAUGGCAGGGGUUUCGCCGACCUGACCUUCAAAGGGGUGGUGUGAGAGUGGCAUGAACUCUACGUGUGUGAAGUUAAUGGCCUUGAGGUGCGACACCAGCCGGGGGGCGAUCUCGCGGUAGCUCAAAUAACGCCCGUCCUCGCCACGCAUCCACGACGGCAAAUGCACCUACACACACACACACACACACACUCACACACACUCCAACACUCCAACACUUGGUUUGUUGGAGUGUGUGUGUGUGUGUGUUGGGUGAGGGUACCCUACCUCGUAGAUGGACACGGGCUGCUGGUUGACGACUCCCUUGCGGCCGAGCUCCGCCCUUCGCGCCAUCCACUCGGCAUCGGUCCACUCGAAGGCCUCCGAGGCGGGACGGUAGCUGCACACCACACCACACACAGACAUACAGGGCAUUGGAUCGGAUUGGCGGCAUUGGCACACGUGUGUCGUGUCGAGUGGGGUUGUCUGUCUGACUGACUGACGUGUCGUCGCAUUUGCUGAUGAUUGAUGCGGUCUCUGGGGGGUUCUCGUACUCCUGUGCGUAGAGGUCCACCUUGAAGAGCUCGCCGCCGCCAGCGGUGAUGAUGCGGUACUUGUACCUGCAGUGCACUCACACGGACAUAUCGGUGUCUGUCUCUCUCUCUGCCUGUGUGCGGCUCACUCACUUGUGGCCGGGCAGCGCAGUGGGGAUGAACAUCUCCCACACGCCAUACUCGGCAAUCUUUCGCAAAGGGUGGGCACGCCCGUCCCUACACAAACCACCCCGGCCAUGCAUCCUAUGCACCGUCCCUUCCUCCCUCCCUCCCUCCGUCUCUCCCUCUCUCUGACCAUCCGUUCCAGUCGCCCACGACCGACACGUGCCUGGCCUCAGGGGCCCACACGCUGAAUCUCGUGCCCCACAGCCCGCUGCCGUCGAUGUCCAUGUAGUGGCUACCCAUCAGGUCGUCCACGUGCCAACACGACCCUGCAACCACACACACACACACACACACACGCGUCCAUGCAGCCAGCCACUGCACACGCCCCCUACCGCAAGCAACCCAGGCCCACCCACCCACAUACCCACCUGAUGCGAAUUUCCUGAGGUCUUCGGGUUUCUGCAUGAGGAGGUUCUUGAACGAGAAGGGGUCCCGGUACGGCAGCUCCGGCUCGCCACUGUAGGUGAUGAGGAACUCGUACUCGAAGUCAGGCGCCUCCCGCUCCUGCCCCUCCGGCGUCUUGGCCCUGAGGGUGCCUUCGAAGAGCCAAUCGGCCCGCUUGGUAAGCUCCAUGGGCUCGCUGUUGCCGGACGGGCCGUUGGUCAUGACGCAGGUGCUGCUGCUCGGGAGAGACCGCACACGCACUCGGUCGGCGUGGCCUAUCCAGGCCCGUAUGAUCUGUGGGUGGGUCGGGAUGAGAGACACAGACAUUGCAGUGGAGGGGCAAAUUGAUCGCGUGUCUGUCUGUCUGUCUGCCUUUUGUCUGUGCAGUGCAGUGUGUGGUUUGGUUUGGUUUGUGGAUAGUUACGUACGUAGUAGGUCCAUCCGUCCUCCUCUUUGUAGGGGUGACAGCCGAGGCACUCGUACGGGUCGGGACACAUGCCUGAACGAACCAAAACAGCGCCAACACAGCCAGCGACACAAUUGCCUGCCUGCCUGCCUGCCUGUUUGUCUGUGUGUCGUGUGUCGGCGUGUUUGUGCACACAUACCGGUGUGAAGCAGACCAAUCCAGUCGUCCUGCAUCGAGAUCUCACCUGAACACACACACACAUGCAUCCGCACACCGAUGCCAUCCACGUGGAGUCAGUCGUCUCCUCUGCCUUCUCUCCCUGUCCCACUCACUCGGCACAUGAUUGAGGGCCUCGAACGUCACGACACCGCUACCGCCACCAAGAGGCGGUUUCUUGGUCCUCUCCCCGCGCCCAUCCUCUCCCUCUCCCUCUUGCGCAAUGGCAGCAUGGCCAUGUGUGUGUGGCCUGUCGACAUACUCGCUCGUGGGACUGUCGUCCUUAUAGCCGGUCCCUGCCCGAGGACCUUUCUCGCUCACACUCACGCUCGUCGCCGUGUGCGUCGUCUCGGGCACGCUCUCCAUCGGCUCGGGGCGCUGGCCUGGGGUGGGCAACAGAGCGCUCAGCACACGAGCAGCAUCUCGCGUGUU